Messenger RNA from Delphinapterus leucas (beluga whale), 2134 nucleotides. It is a transcript of the gene RRAGB, whose product is annotated as Ras related GTP binding B. The record is from RefSeq and is a predicted model, not a curated record. Gene Ontology annotation, biological process: cellular response to starvation; positive regulation of TORC1 signaling; negative regulation of autophagy. Lineage: Eukaryota; Metazoa; Chordata; Mammalia; Artiodactyla; Monodontidae. Gene Ontology annotation, cellular component: lysosome; nucleus; Gtr1-Gtr2 GTPase complex. Gene Ontology annotation, molecular function: GTP binding; GTPase activity.
ACGGCAGGUGUCCACGUGACCCUGGCCUGCAGUAGGGUGGCUGCGGUGAGGUACCUGCGCUCGUGAAGGGUGGGUGGUUAGGUCGUAGCCACCGCAACCUCCGGCGGACUCUCCCGAGCGGCCAGGCUCGGGAAAAACGAGUCGACUGAGGCAUUCAUCGCUUAGUGCCUACGGCACGGGUCUGUUCUUUAUGCCACCUCCGCCUUCCUCGUCCCCACCUCUUUUCGGGUGAAGUCCCCUUUGGGUUUCGAGACCUUGGGGCCUGAGGCCCAAACUCGAAACGAACCCCCCACCCAUCCCUCUUUCCUUCUCAUCCUCCAUCUCUCCCUUUGCAUCACCGAAUCACUUAGCCGUUGAGCUGGCCAGCUCGGCGGUGCCUUGAGGCCAAGUUCGAGGCGGUAAAGGUAACGGUGGGGAAAGCAGCCCCCCAGUGGACAAAGGUGGAGGCAAGACUAGAGCAGGCCUAGGGGCCGCAGGCAAGGAGAAUAGGCGGCUGAGGGGGUGAACAGGAAAAAAAAAAGAGAGAGAGUACUGCGGAUUUAGAAGGGACUGGAAAGGACUUGUUGCACAAUGGAAGAAUCUGACUCUGAGCAAAAGAUGGAGAAAGAGAAUCUGGGGACGAGAAUGGAUCCUCCCAUAGGGGAACCGGAAGGAUCGCUUGGGUGGGUGCUACCAAAUACAGCCAUGAAGAAAAAGGUGCUGUUGAUGGGUAAAAGUGGGUCUGGUAAGACCAGCAUGAGGUCUAUUAUCUUUGCAAAUUAUAUUGCAAGAGACACACGUCGCCUUGGUGCAACAAUACUAGACCGUUUACAUAGUCUUCAAAUUAAUAGCAGUUUGAGCACCUACUCUCUCGUAGACUCUGUUGGAAAUACAAAGACAUUUGAUGUAGAACAUUCUCAUGUUCGAUUUCUGGGAAACCUGGUAUUGAACCUGUGGGACUGUGGUGGACAGGACACCUUCAUGGAAAAUUAUUUCACCAGCCAACGAGACAACAUCUUCCGUAAUGUGGAGGUUCUGAUUUAUGUCUUUGAUGUGGAAAGCCGCGAACUGGAAAAGGACAUGCACUAUUACCAGUCAUGCCUGGAGGCCAUUCUGCAGAAUUCUCCAGAUGCCAAAAUCUUUUGCUUGGUGCAUAAAAUGGAUCUGGUACAGGAGGAUCAACGAGACCUGAUUUUUAAAGAGCGAGAAGAAGAUCUGAGGCGUUUGUCUCGCCCAUUGGAAUGUUCUUGCUUCCGAACAUCUAUCUGGGAUGAAACUCUCUAUAAGGCUUGGUCCAGCAUUGUUUAUCAGCUGAUUCCCAAUGUUCAGCAGCUGGAAAUGAACCUAAGGAAUUUUGCUGAAAUUAUUGAGGCUGAUGAAGUGCUUCUAUUUGAGAGAGCCACUUUUCUGGUGAUUUCUCACUAUCAAUGUAAAGAACAGCGUGAUGUCCACAGAUUUGAGAAAAUCAGCAACAUUAUUAAGCAAUUUAAGCUGAGCUGCAGCAAGCUGGCUGCCUCUUUCCAGAGCAUGGAAGUCAGGAACUCUAACUUCGCUGCUUUCAUUGACAUCUUUACAUCCAACACUUAUGUGAUGGUCGUGAUGUCUGAUCCAUCCAUUCCUUCUGCAGCUACUCUGAUCAAUAUCCGCAAUGCCAGGAAACACUUUGAAAAGCUGGAAAGAGUGGAUGGACCAAAGCAGUGUCUUCUUAUGCGCUAGAACAUUGCCAAAUGCUGUUUCAGAAAAAAAUUGGAAUACUGUUUCUUAAUCUUAAUGUUGUAUUAGUAUAUAUAGGCUCUGAAAUGUUGUGAUGCUUAUCACUUCUGUAUUUCUUCCCUACUCCCCAGUCUUAAUGUUUAACCUUGAAUGCUAUUUACUCAAAUAGCCAGUGAGGAGUUAGAAGAUGAGCUGUUUAUGAAGUUGGUGUGACAUAUAAAUAGGUGAUAUAUAAGUGUUCUGAUAACAACGUUCUAAUAGUGCAGGUGUUCUGUUAACCUGGUUCCAGUUGUUGUGUAUGCCAAAGCCUUUCCCAGCGUCAUCUUGUAUUCCUUACCAGAGAGUAACCUAUACGUUUGGAAUAUUACUGUUUUCUCAGCAUGCAUUAAAAAUAUUCCUUAACUACAAUUGUAAAUAAACUUUUGCUGUUAGGGAUUUCAGU